CUGUUAGCAUGUCGUUAGCAUGCAGAGACCUGUUUCCAGCUUGUGUUUGUGUCCCGAUGUGAAGGUGAAAGUGACUCGAGCUGGAUUCCAGUCCACGGCCGACCUAUUGCACCUCCAACCGCUUCAGCUCAGCAAAGAAGCUGGUCUGUCCCAGCAGGAGGCGCUGGAGGUUCUGCAGGCUGUGAGGAGGAAUGUAGACGAAAGACGGUCAAUGACAGCGUUGGAGCUCCUGCAUAAGGAGGAGGAGCUAAGGAGCAUUGUAACAUUCUCCUCAGCGCUGGAUGCUGCACUUGGAGGAGGACUUCCUGUUGGGAAAAUCACAGAAAUCUGUGGAAUACCAGGAGUUGGAAAAACGCAACUAUGUCUGCAGGUGGCGGUAGAUGUUCAGAUCCCCGAGUGUUUUGGCGGCCUUGGUGCUCAGGCGGUUUUUAUCGACACAGAGGGAAGCUUCGUGCUCCAGAGAGCCGUUGACCUCGCAGCUGCCGCCGUACACCACUGCUCCCUGUUGGCUGAGGAUGAGGAACAGCUCGCUGCCAUGACGACCUUCACUGUGGACACCAUCCUGUCCAACCUGUUCUUGGUGCGUUGCCAUGACUAUGUGGAGCUGCUUGCAGAGGUCCACCUGUUGCCAGACUUCCUGUCACAGCAUCCAAACAUCCGCCUCCUGGUGAUUGACAGCGUUGCUUUCCUGUUCCGUCAGAACUUUGAUGAUCUAUCACAGAGGACCCGCCUCCUCUGUGGCCUUGCACAGCAACUCAUCGCUAUGGCGACCAAACAAAACAUUGCUGUGGUGAUAACCAACCAGAUGACCACCAAGCUGCAGAACGGCCAAUCUCAGGUUGUCCCUGCCCUCGGGGAGAGCUGGGGCCACACCUCCACACAGAGACUCCUCCUCCACUGGUCAGGAGAGUGCAGGCUGGCAUCCAUCUUAAAAUCACCAGUGCAUGCGGGCGCCACUGUCCAAUACCGGCUCACCGCCGACGGCUUCAGAGAUGUUGACCAAUCAGAAGAGCUGCACGGCUCCACGGGGAGCCAGAGCAAAAGAGCCCGACUACACGAGGACCACUCAGACUCAGCACAGGGAAGUGUCAGCAGCUGAUUGGCUAACAAGACUGUCAAACUAUUUUUAAAUAAAUAUGCAAUCCUAACACACAAAUCCAGUUAAAAUAUAAAUAAAUUUAAAUAAAAAAACAAAACAAAAAAUAAAACAAUUGCCUCACUUCAUGGUUUUGUCCAAAAGAUGGCGUCAGAUGGCUGUUGUGGCUCUCACUGUU
This is a messenger RNA of Thalassophryne amazonica, 1274 nucleotides long. RefSeq names its product RAD51 paralog C (gene rad51c). The transcript is spliced from 4 exons. Gene Ontology annotation, molecular function: crossover junction DNA endonuclease activity; ATP binding; ATP-dependent DNA damage sensor activity. NCBI's taxonomy places the organism in Eukaryota, Metazoa, Chordata, Actinopteri, Batrachoidiformes, Batrachoididae. Gene Ontology annotation, biological process: DNA repair; meiotic DNA recombinase assembly; reciprocal meiotic recombination. Gene Ontology annotation, cellular component: Rad51C-XRCC3 complex; replication fork; Rad51B-Rad51C-Rad51D-XRCC2 complex. The record is from RefSeq and is a predicted model, not a curated record. The coding region runs from base 20 to 1099 and encodes 359 amino acids.